AUGGCGCCAGAAACACCGAGAGCGGUCUCUUCGAGGCUGCUUACCAUGAAAUUCAUGCAACGAGCCGUGGCCUCAGAGAACUCAUCUCCCGCUUCAGAAACAAAUUCAUCCAAGAAGAGAAAAACGGAUCACUCGUCGCCGGCGGGUCGCCUCGAUCUGAACAUCGACCAGGCUACGAUUCAGGCCGCGCUAGAUGCCCAAGAAACAAAACGUCAAGAAGCUCUGGAGAAGCAUGUCGGCGCUGAUACACGUUGGGUGCUGAACAACGCAUUCGCUGGGUCAAAAGCUACCAGCCAAGCAAAAACACCCAUGAAUGUUGUUUAUGUUGGUUAUGGUGACAUUGACUCUUCUAACGAUUCAGGCGAUAAUGAAGAUGCGUUGACCGCGGGGCGUACCUCGACAAAUAGCUUCAAAAAGGCGAUCAACCAGGCACGUCGAUUACUUUGGUCAAAUACAAGAACUUGCAACGCUGACUAUGAAGAUGAGAACUCGGACGACGCAGAUACACCAUCACACGGACUGAAACGAAAGCCAUCCACUGACAGUCCGAGCCGCUCACGUUCAAGGUCUCGGUCACGGCCCAGCCAUGAAAAUUCCAAGGCUAAAGAGUUCCGUGAUAAGAGGAAAAAGAAGGAAGUGAAGCUGGGAAGGCCAACAUCGAUUUCCGGGGGUGGCAUCUCAUCAGGGGGUGGUAAUCAGUUCUCGCCCGCUGGUGGGAAACCCAUGACUUGCUACAAGUGUCACCAGAGCGGCCAUAAAGCCGUUGAUUGCACUAAAAGGGGCUGA
This is a messenger RNA of Fusarium poae, 786 nucleotides long. RefSeq lists its product as uncharacterized. The record is from RefSeq and is a predicted model, not a curated record. Gene Ontology annotation, molecular function: nucleic acid binding; zinc ion binding. NCBI's taxonomy places the organism in Eukaryota, Fungi, Ascomycota, Sordariomycetes, Hypocreales, Nectriaceae. The transcript has 2 exons. The coding region runs from base 1 to 786 and encodes 261 amino acids.